Messenger RNA from Oryzias latipes (Japanese medaka), 3923 nucleotides. RefSeq names its product DEP domain containing MTOR-interacting protein (gene deptor). The record is from RefSeq and is a predicted model, not a curated record. Gene Ontology annotation, cellular component: plasma membrane. Gene Ontology annotation, molecular function: GTPase activator activity; guanyl-nucleotide exchange factor activity; protein binding. Lineage: Eukaryota; Metazoa; Chordata; Actinopteri; Beloniformes; Adrianichthyidae. Gene Ontology annotation, biological process: positive regulation of GTPase activity; regulation of signaling; G protein-coupled receptor signaling pathway.
CCCCCCGUGACGUCAUCCGAGGCUGGCUGGCUCGCGCCCCGUCCGUCCGCAGCAUGGAGGGGGAAACGUGAGCUCUCAGUGUCGGCUGACUGACUGCGGCGUCAACAAACAAAAGCGGGUCAGCGCCGGUCGUCAGUCACGGGAGCCCGCGGAUAUGUGCGGGAAUGUCACGCAUUCCGAAGCUUUUGAUGACGGACAUCUGCUGAUGAUGGAGCUCCAGGUCUGACCCACGCGGUCCCCCGAUCUAGUUAUUAUUCCCCAACAUCUCUAACGAACGUCUCGAUGGUGCUGGAGAGGGACGUGAUGGACAGAAUCGGGUCCACCAUGCAGAAGAAGGCGGCCGAGCUGGAGAGGCUGGCUGAGGUUCUAGUCACCGGAGAACAGCUGAGGCUGCGUCUGCAUGAAGCAAAGGUGAUCAAAGAUCGAAGGCACCACCUCCGCACUUACCCAAACUGCUUUGUGGCCAAGGAGCUCAUUGAUUGGCUGCUUGAACAUAAGGAGGCCUCUGACCGGGCCACUGCCAUCAAGAUCGUGCAGAAGCUUAUGGACCAGAGCAUCAUUCACCACGUGUGUGAUGAGCACCGGGAGUUCAAAGACUUGAAGCUGUUUUACCGCUUCAGAAAGGAUGAUGGCACCUUCCCGCUGGACUGCGAGUCUAAGGUCUUCAUGAGGGGUCAGCGGCUCUAUGAAAAACUAAUGAACACAGAGAACACUUUGAUUCAGAGCAGACAGGAGGAAGGCUCGCUGUUCGAGCGAUCCCUGGUCGCCUCAGAGUUCAUCGACUGGCUGCUGCAGGAAGGAGAGACUCCAACCAGGGAGGAGGCGGAGCAGCUGGGCCGGCGGCUUCUGGAGCAUGGCAUCAUUCAGCACGUCACCAACAAACAUCAUUUUGUGGACGGACCUCUCCUCUACCAGUUUCGCAUGAACUUCCGGCGACGGCGGCGGUUGCUUGAGCUGCUUCACGAGCGCAGCCGCAGCAUCCCGGAGAACCACGACAGCCCCUUCUGUCUCCGGAAGCAACAGUCGGACGGAGGCAACAGCAGCUUCCUCUCAGUGAGUCCCACCAAAGCUGUGGUGGGCGUUCGGCGCAGCAGCAUGAGCAACAGCUGUGGCAGCAGUGGUUACUACAGCAGCAGCCCCACUCUCAGCAGCAGUCCACCUGUUCUCUGCAACCCCAAAUCUGUCGUUAAGAGACACGUGACUCCAGAGGAGCUGCAGAAACCAGGAGGAUCUUUUGCCAAGAAAACAUUCACUAUCAUCGGCGAUGCUGUCGGUUGGGGCUUUGUGGUGCGAGGCAGCAAACCGUGUCACAUUCAAGCUGUGGAUCCCAGUGGACCGGCAGCUGCUGCUGGCAUGAAGGUGUGUCAGUUUGUGGUGUCUGUGAACGGACUGAACGUCCUCAGUCACGACUACCGGACGGUCAGUAAUCUGAUCCUGACGGGACCCAGGACAAUCGUCAUGGAGGUCAUGGAGGAGGUUCAAGACAACCUGCACCCAUGAAAAUACAAGGGGCAGUAUAGAGACAAGAAAGUCCUGCUAUUGACUUUAAAAGCACAUUAACCAAGAAAAUGGAGGCCUUUGAAAGAACUCACUUUCAUGCUUGCUUGAGGUGGGUGGUUGAAACGCAAAGGAGUAGAAAAAGUAUUUGUUGGUUGUGUUUUGGGUGAUAAAAACCUGUCGCUGACUAUAACGGAGUGUGAGAGGAUGUGACGCAAAGUGGAGAGAAACAAGUCUGAACCCAAAGUGUAAAAAACGGGAAAAAAUAUUUCAUGGAUAUAUGCAGUGACCUUUGCCCCAGUAAGAGUGUGGAGAAGGUUUCCUGAUGUGCCAUACUGCCCUCUGCUGGUCAACACAGGAAGAUACAUAGAGCAUCCAGAUAACCCUGUAUCUUUUACUCGUUUUUUUUUUAGUUGGGAAAAACAUAACAAAGUACGCCAGUUAAGUGAAUGUGAAGGUACCGAACAGUCUUUUACUGAAAUGCCUUCUGAUAUAUUUUAAAAAUCACAAUAAUCAUAGAAAACAGAUUGGAUGCAAACCACAGUUACAGGUAAAAUCAUAAACAGACCUUUUACUAUAGAUAGGACUGUUGAUGUUUUAAAAAUAUAGAGCUUUAGAUCAAAUAUUUUUUAAGAGAAGAGUAGAUUUUUAUCAUAGAAGAUGUAGGAUGUUUAUUUUUAAUCUCUAUAAAAACUGUGCUUAUGUGCUUAUAAAGCACAUUCUGAAUCAAAUCCAGUGAUGGUUUUAACUAUUUUGCCAAAAUUAUGUUGACAUUUUAUAUUUCAUUAAAAUAGGGCCCUUUGCUUCUCAAUGCCAACAGUUAGCUUCAUGUUUGGUUUUCGUUUGUUCAGUUAAAAACAUAUAUAUAAAUGUGUGUAUGUGUGUAGUAAAAUAAAAAAAACUCAUUUAGUUUUCUGGGUUCUUUUCUGUGAAAAAGAACUGUGAUUUGGGAUAUUUGGGUUUUCAGAUGUUGGCCAGUACAAAAAGAGAAUAUUUUUUUUGUUUAAGGCCCCCUCCAAUCAUUUUUUGAUCUAUUUUCAAAGCUUUCCCAAUGACCUUGUAAUUAUUAUUUUGCCGUUUUUAGCCAAAAUAAAAGAAGAACUUUCGUUUUCUUGGACAUAGUUUCCGCAGAGCGGCAGGAGUUAAAAAAAAUAUCCACCUUAUAGUUAUUUCAUCUGCUACUGAUUCACUUUGAUUUAAGUAAAACAAAAACUCAGAAAUGCAAUUUUAAGCCUGAUUCUCUUUAUAUUGGCUCUCCAUCUUUAGAAAAAUGCUCAAUGAACUUCAAAAAUGCAAUUUUCAUCGGAGUUGGUAGUUAAAGUGAGAAACUCUUAGACAAAACGUGCAGAAGUUUGUUCAGGCUUAAUCAAACAUUCACUAAAACAUUAGUUUUACCGCAUUUGUUUCUUCACCAUGUCAGUCUGGGAAAAUAAAAGUUAGAAAUAUGGAUAUUUAGGAGCUGUGAUUAACACUUUUUUCUGUGUAAAUCUUCUACUCGUCGUGACUUUUGUUUAAAUUCCAAAUUGUUGGGUUUUAGAAUUAAAUAAAUGUACUAAGAUGAGGGUUCCUUUUUCUUGUUGUGAACAUCCAGUGUUUUAAGUGGGUCUGGUUUAGUCUAGUUGUCACAGUGAACUGCAUGUAGCUUUACCUCCUAACCCAAAGCACUUCGCGGGUCACAAGCUUCACGCAGAGUUCAUCUGGGAGAUCAUUUUAAAGUGAAGAGGGCGUGAAGCGGCACUGCACAAACGAUGCACAAAGAUAAUGUACUUUCCUGCACACAUUCUGACUGUGGUGAUAAAGGGAGAUUCUGCACAGAGAACAGUUUUACCUCAAGUAAUCUCCAGAUCAGCACAGGAAGUUAUUCAUCUCGUUCCGAGAACUUUCCACACAACUUUACUAUUUUUCCUAAAAAAUGUAACAGCCUUUAGAUCACAAAAAAUGAAAAAUAAUUAUCCUUUCCCUUGCUUAGCCAGCCAUUUGUGCUCAAAUAAAAAUUAUGUUGUUUGAUAAAUAUAAAAUUCAUUUGAACUUUAUGCGAAAUAAAAUAGCUUCCUCGUGUGAAUGUUUAGGUUUGGUGACCAGGAUGAAAAACGGGCAAACUGACUGUUUAACUGAAAGCUUCCGCCUUAACAUAUCAUUUAGCUGCUAAUUCCUAUCAGCGCUUUUUCACUAAAUUCUUGGCGUUUCUCUACAUACGAGACUGCCUUGAGAUGACACACAAAGCAGGGAUCACAGAGAUUUACCCUGCCAUCAUCGCCAUUGUAUGUUUUAUAGAUGCAAAAAGGAGACUGUUCUUUGUUUUCUCAUGUUGACGCUGAGGUUCAGCAGGUACUAAUGUUGAUUGAAUGUUGGAUUUGGAGAUGAUACCAGCUCACAGUCAGUUUCAUUACUGUAAUCUAAUAAAAUAAAGUGUUUAUUGAACGGAA